AUGAGUCGUGCGACUUUUAUGAUACGCGACUGCACGAAGAACUUCUUCCAGAGUGGAAAGCCAACGUCCUCAAACGGCCACACACCCGCAAUUGUCGAGACGCUAAGGAUAGAACUCCUCAACGGAUUAAUGGGACCUGCUAGUGGUUCACUAAUCACCGUUAUUUCCGAAAGUGGAGAGAAGACCAUGCGUCGGGUCUUCUCUGGGUUUCAGCCGAUCCUGGCUGUGGGAAAUCCGUCCUUGGCUAAUUAUCUAGUAGACGAGCUCCGGCCGAGUUCAGAGAAGACAGCACACCGUGGCCACGAGAGUAUUAUUCGGAUACUGCUCGACUUUGGCGUCAAAGACCUCAAUUCUAGGGACAAGUCUGGACACACUCCACUAUUGCAUGCUGCAUCCAUGUGGCACACCAAAAUUGUCAAGUUACUCCUCCGUACCGGAAUACCUGACCCAAACUGUCAGAAUGCUGGUGCACAUGAGACAAUCAUGUUCGGGCACCGCUGGCCUUUGCCUGUAAAGCUGGUCAUGAAAAGAUCGUUGCCACUGCUUGAGACGGGCAAAAUGGACUCAAGUCUGGAGGACCAAGAUGGUUUUACACCACUCACUUACGCCACUGAGUAUGGGAACGAGCGCAUCAUCAAACUACUCUUGGAUGCUAGUGACCCUAGAGCUGCAAAAACAGCCACUACAGAACUUGAGAUCUUCGCUGCAACUAGAGCAACGCCCGAGCUACAGCCAGUCCAUGAGGGACCUGUCGUAGAGGCCACACCAAGCGAACUCGUCUCCAGGACGUCGCCGAAAGACAUUGUAAGACUAAGAUGGCGCAAUAACCCAGCAUUGAACCCGCAGCACUGA
Messenger RNA from Aspergillus niger, 852 nucleotides. RefSeq lists its product as uncharacterized. Gene Ontology annotation, molecular function: protein binding. Bases 1 to 852 code for a protein of 283 amino acids. NCBI's taxonomy places the organism in Eukaryota, Fungi, Ascomycota, Eurotiomycetes, Eurotiales, Aspergillaceae. The record is from RefSeq and is a predicted model, not a curated record. The transcript is spliced from 4 exons.